AUGCUCGGCAACCUGCCUCUGCGUGGAUACAAGGCGUCCAACUGGGAGGGCGGCGUGCGCGAGCCAGCCAUCGUUCGCUGGCCUGGGCGCAUCGCUGCGGGGGUGACCUCGUGGGCACUGGCGACGACGUACGACAUCUACCCGACCGUGAUGCGCCUCGCGGGCGGCUCGAUGCCGCCUGGCCGUGUGUACGACGGCAAAGACCUGAGCGCGGUGCUGCUGUCUGGCGCGUCCACGCCGCACGCCUGCCUAUUCCAUUGGCAUGACUCCGAGCUGGGGCAGGGCGGGCGAGGGCUCUCGGCGGUCCGUUGCGGGGACUACAAGGCGCACUUCUACACGCAGAACGAUUACGCCACGGAGGCGAACCGGAGCAAGUCGUGGCCCGCAGGGAAGCAGGACCCGCCGCUGCUCUUCCUGCUGACGCAGACCGAGCAGUCGGAGACUGUGCAGGUCGACCCAGCGUCUGAGGAGUACGCCUCGCACAUGAAGGUCAUCGGCCGCGCGAGGGACGCGCAUCUCGCAAGCAUUGCGCCUGUCUGCUCUCAAAACAAGGCCAGUGAAUGUGGCGGCACAAAUUGGUCAUACGCCGUUUGCGCCGACCACGACUCCAAGAGCAAGUUUCCCCAAUGGCCGCUGUGUACGAUUACCCCAGCGGGAUGGACGGCCAAGACGUGUGUUUGA
Emiliania huxleyi CCMP1516 is the source of this 681-nucleotide messenger RNA. RefSeq lists its product as hypothetical. The transcript has a single exon. The record is from RefSeq and is a predicted model, not a curated record. The coding region runs from base 1 to 681 and encodes 226 amino acids. Lineage: Eukaryota; Haptophyta; Isochrysidales; Noelaerhabdaceae. Gene Ontology annotation, molecular function: arylsulfatase activity.